Molecule: messenger RNA, 3455 nt
Organism: Strongylocentrotus purpuratus (purple sea urchin)
Lineage: Eukaryota; Metazoa; Echinodermata; Echinoidea; Camarodonta; Strongylocentrotidae
Product: histamine H3 receptor
Exons: 2
Coding region: 1469-3064 (531 amino acids)
Biological process (GO): adenylate cyclase-activating adrenergic receptor signaling pathway
Cellular component (GO): membrane
Molecular function (GO): G protein-coupled receptor activity
Source: RefSeq, a predicted model, not a curated record
UUUUCGGAAAAUACCAAAACGCGCUAACAAUCAGCUUUCUAUACAUCUCGCAUUUCAUAUGCAUUGUGACGUAUAGUUGAGAGUUAGCCAUGCAAGGUUUUCGCCUUUUAGUAUUACAAUAUAAUAGUCCGGCGUACUAAUAGUGCACCAGUACUUAUAUUUCCGUUGCUCUAUACUAAUAGGAGGCACCCUUCGCUUUUGGUUUCAUUUAUGUAAACUUUUUCUCAUUGGUAUGACUUCCAGACUUUAAUGAGCAUCUCCAUCAUCAAGAGACGAUAGACCAGCUUAACGAGGAAGAAGCAUCGAGCUUAUUGAUGUGCACCAUCUUCAAUCCGAAGUGAUUCGACACCAACCGGAGGCCAUGCAUUGAGGAUGCGGCUUUCCGGGAGGCGUGGCUGACCACGGCUGUUACCAUGACGACUGAGAAGUCAUCCAAACUCCGCAUCGCCUUCAUUGGAGAAUGUUGAUGAUUGCUACGGAUCUGGGGGGAAUCUAAAGAAUAUUAGAGAUUGGAUUGUAUCACUAUUAGCGGGUGAAUAUUAGCGUAGAGUAAGCAGCUGUCAUUCUGCGGUGCCGGUCUGUCAUGAGAACAUAAUAAGGAAGCGAAGUCUACUACUUCAUGAAAUUUGAGAGGACUUUUGCACCAGAUACUGUUCUAGACAGAAGUGGCAACAUUAAUGUUCAAGACAAAUGGUAUCACUUUCUUCAUGAUAAUUACUUCUUCUGACUACAUUAACUAUUUCUUGAAAUUGGAGACAAUGUUUACACCGCAAACCAGACAGACAUUUCGUUUUUAUAUGGUCUGCUUUCUGAUAGCCAACCUCGAGCUAUCAUAUUAUAACAGUGUCACUCGUGUACUUUCCUGAUCAAUUAACAUUGACACUAUCAACGAGACUGCGCAAAUUGAAGAUCUGACAAUAAUUAUUCUGCCAAUGAACUGAUGACAGUGUGUUACAGAUUUAUGUAGAUUUGCCUCAUAAUGUUGAAUAUUGACCAACGGCGUGUUUCGUGAAGAACAUUAUUUUGUGUGUAAACCUUGUUGUGAUGACUCUUACGUGAAACAUAACCCUGUCCUAAGUGGGACAGAUGACUUUCUUGCUGGUAUAAUAGCUCGAACGCACUGUCGCAUAACGCCCUGUAGCUCAGACAGCAAUUGGUUAUCGACUUCCUUCACACAUCAGCUCGUGUUUUUGCGAGGAGUCAAAGAUUCAGCAACUUACUUUCCUUGUGAAGAAGUAGAAUUGGUGCCUUCUCUUUCAAGUUCUGAGCGAAGAUAUUUCAGUUUGUGCGAUAUGAAAGUGCUAUAUGAGAGUCAAAGUCGUCACUGAUAAAUGUAGCUCAUACCGAGUGAGUAGGAACUACUGGUCGUUACGGGGUGGUUGCAUAACCAGUCAGACCUGUGCAUCAUUUUGUUACACGAAUAUAACUCAGACCUAAUUCAUAGUGCGUCCAAUUAUUGAGCAGAAGAAUGGAAGCGACCGAAGUUCUACCGUUCUUCGAUAUGACGUCGUCGAAUUCAUCCGUGGUCGACGACUACGAAGACGAUGACGGAUUAUUCCCUCAUUCCCUCGCGUGGAACAUCGCCGUCGGAAUCGUUUACUGUCUCAUCAUCGUCAUCACCCUGAUCGGCAACGCUUUCGUCAUGGCCGCUUACAAGGUGGAUGAACGAAUCCGCGCUCGGCCUUCAAACCUCCUCAUCCUCAAUCUCUCCAUCUCCGAUUUCUUCGUUGGGAUCACGCUCAUCUUCAAUUUCGUGUUCAUCCUCUUUGACGAAUGGCCACUUGGCGAGAUACCGUGUAAGCUCUGGACUGUGCUUGACUACACCUGUUCUUUCAUGUCGGUGAUCACCAUUACCCUCAUCAGCCUCGAUAGAUACUGGAUGGUGAAGAAGAAGUUGGGUUACCGAAAAUACCAGACCAAGAAACGCAUCCUGAUCACCCUCGCCAUCUGCUGGAGCGUCGUCAUCUCCUUCUACACCAUCACUGCCUUCGGUUACGGCGCGAUGACGCAAACGAACUACGUCGAUUUCUCCGACGAUUGCGAGAUGGAGUAUUUAUAUAACGUGCCGUUUUCGGCGGUUAUGAUCGUUGUGGAGUUUGCGAUACCAUUCUGUAUCAUUAUUUAUUUGAAUGUGGUGGUGUUUAUGAAUAUUCGAAUGAGAACAGGAGGACUUGUUAGGUCGAAAACUGAUAAGGGGUCCAACACGACGCCGAUACCGUCGACGGAUGCUGGCAAAUCGAUCGGGACCGAUUCGGCAAGCGGGUUAGCCUUUUCCUCCAAUCCUCUGUACACCAAAAAACCCGUUCCUAUCGUGACGAUAUCAUACAUGACCAAAGAUGACGUCGUGACACCAAAUGGCGAUACCGAGUCAACAGACGAAAAGCCCUCGAAGGCAUACGAGGUAGAUGAUUCCUUCGAGGAGUCAAAGGCUUCUGAUGACGGCAUCGUGACGGAAGGAGCUAACAUCGCUUCAUAUUCGAACGGUUUUUCAAACCCGAGUGUAGAUUUAAACGACGUUGAUAUCAAGACUGAGAGCCGGAUGGAAGGGGAGCUAAAUAGCGAGAACGCGAAUAAUAACGCUAAUCAUAGCAUCGAUGGUUCGACUGUUGGUAGAUUAAAAGUCCAGGAAAAGACACGCCCGCUAUCAGGUGCGUCGCUGAACUCUGCGAGCUCUGACGGGCUCACGACUCUGUCACGAGCUAAAAAGGAACAAGCCAAGAAGAACAAUCGUGAGUUCAAACGACAACGACGCGCCGCCAUCGUGCUCUUCACGCUCGUCAUCGCUUUCGCCAUAUGUUGGCUACCUUACCAGAUCACAACCAUCCUCAUAACCAUCAUGGGCGACGGGUCGGUCCAUUUCAAUGUCGAGGAAGUCAUGACAAAUCUGCUUUGGUGUAACUCGACCAUCAACCCGUUCCUUUAUGCCUUGGUUACCAUGUCUUUCCGGAGAAACUUCCUUCGGUUCCUCGGCCUUCAUCGGGUUACGUGUUGUAAACGAAAGACGUCUUCGGGUGAAACGCAAGAUCGGCCCAACACGAGUGAUCCGACCGAAUGCAAUAGCUAAACGAAAGAAUUAAGUCUACUAGAAAUAAUUAUCGUAGUGUUACUAGGCCAAUCGUUAAUCCGAAAUCGUUGGCCACGCGGAUUUUCCGAAGAAACUACCCACCGGUUCCUCAUCAGUUUAACACGAGGGAUUCAAUUUAGUGUGAUAGCUAAACGAAAGAAGAAGAAAAUAGGGAAACAAAAUUAUCUUAACUAGUAAAUACAUCCGGGUCAGUGGUUUAAAGAGUAGCGAUUGAUCCAAAAGCGAUGCCCACUGUGUCUUUCCGAAGAAUCCCGAAGAAGGUUCUUCGUCCUUCAUCGGAUCACUCCUUGUCAAAAGAAGACAUCUUUAGGUAAAAAUUUAAUGCAGGAUCGGGUCAACAAGAGUGAUCCAGGCCAGUCGAGUAUGAAAG